Molecule: messenger RNA, 3231 nt
Organism: Sesamum indicum (sesame)
Lineage: Eukaryota; Viridiplantae; Streptophyta; Magnoliopsida; Lamiales; Pedaliaceae
Source: RefSeq, a predicted model, not a curated record
AUGGGUAGAGAAUUAGAGCAAAUUGAAACUACAGACUCUAAAAAGCAAGAAAAUUCCGGAACAGUCCAGGAAUCGGAUGGUUUGGAAGAGCAUUGUGGCCAAAAAGAUUUCAAAGUGGACUCCGUUAUUCAUGUUUCGGGAAAGACAUUGGAUUUUUCUCUGAUUAAUGGCGAAGAACGCAAGGUGGAGGAAGUGUAUAUGUACAAGAAUGAACUGAAUUAUCCAACGGCUAUGGGGAGGCUUAAGAAUUUGAAAACUCUGAAGUUUUUCUCAAAUGCGGUGAAUUCAUUUCCUAGGGAGUUCGGUAAUUUGGUUGAGCUGGAAUGCUUGCAAGUGAAAGUCGGGGAACCAGGAAUUAAUGGGUUGGAGUUGAGUAAAUUGACGAAAUUGAUAGAACUGGAGCUUAGUAGAGUGCCACCAAGGCUGUCAGCUUUCCCUUUUUUGAGUGCCAUUGUUGGGCUUAAAUGCUUGAUUAGGCUUUCUGUUUGUCAUUUCUCCAUAAGAUACCUUCCUCCAGAAAUUGGCUGCCUCAAUAAUCUGGAGUACUUGGAUCUUUCAUUUAAUAAGAUGAGGAAUUUACCGGAUGAAAUCACUUCGUUGAACUUAUUGAUACAACUGAAAGUCACUAAUAAUAAAUUGAUUGAUCUACCUUUACGACUCUCAUGUCCGCAAAGAUUGGAGAUCUUGGACCUGUCAAAUAACCGGUUGACAUCCUUGAAGUACUCAGAACUUGAAUCAAUGCAUAACUUUCGGAUUCUAAAUCUUCAGCAUAAUCAACUACGUGGAUAUCAAAUACCUUCAUGGAUAUGCUGCAACUUGGGAGGGAAUAUCAGUAACCUAUCAAAUGAUGAAUCUGCUGACAUGGAUGUUUAUGACGGUGUCAUCCAGGACAUUCAUGGAUCUUGUGUUGCGCCAUUGAGUAGUUUAAGUGGAUUAUCACCUAAUAAUCGAUCUUUAGCUGCAAGAAGAGGAGACCGAUGGAAGCGUCGGUAUAAUUUGCAAACAAAAGCUCAGCAGGAGCGACUGAGUUAUUGCAGGAAGCUGAAAGUUGAUGCUGCCUCGCAAAGCACUUCAGGAAAAUGCACAACGUGCAGAGUGUCUGGCCAUAGUGAUAAUGCCUCAUCAAAAGAUUUGUCUGUUGUUCCAGAGGAGAAGCUUAUCAAUGAAUAUUUAUCUCCAGAAUGUGAGGUGCAGGGAAACUCAGUUACCUGUCCUGGCUCUCUUUCUGAUGCUGUUGAGGUAUUGGAUGGAGGUUCAUAUUCUCAGUAUUCUCAUUGUGUAGAGAAGCCAAAAAGUCAUUCGGAGAAAGAUCUUGAUAAUCCCAAGCCCAGCAAAUCCCGCAGGCCAACCAAUGAUCCUUCUUACUUGUCAUGCCAAUAUAGUGAAAGAUCAUUUUGUGGAGUUGCAAAUCAUCUACCCGAUGGUUUCUAUGAUGCAGGACGAGAUUGUCCCUUUAUGCCACUUGGUAGCUAUGAGAAAAAACUCUUGCUCAGUUGGGAAGUGCUUCUUCUUGACAGGGAAAGGGAUGAAGAGUUGGACGCCAUUCUCUUAUGUGCUCGAGCAUACUUGCAUCAGUUUAAGCACUUUAACAAGUCCAUCAAUGACCAUAAAGAGGUUGUGUUUGAUAGUUUGCUGAUGGCUUCGUUGCUGCUCUUUGUAUCGGAUGAUUUUGAAGGAAGUGAUAAAAGUGUUGUUAUUCGGAAGACAUGGGAAGCUGUUUCUGGUUCAAACUACAUGAAACCAUUUGUUUGUACGUGUGGAACUGGGAUCAUAGAUGAUACUAGUAAAGCCACUAGGCAUGGUGUGAAUGCUGUAGAAGAUGUUCUUUUCCGUGAUAUUUGUGAAAAGUCUCUUCAAUCUACAAAAGAAAGGCGCAAUUCCAUUAUAGUUCCUAUUGGCGGUGUGCAGUUUGGUGUUUGUAGGCAUAGAGCAUUGCUGAUGAAGGUGUACAUGAAGUCUGGUGUUUUGUGCAAGAAGAAAUGUUACAAGAAUGGAGAUUGUUAUAAAAGCAUACUCCUAAACUUGGUGUGUGCUUCUGUUGUGGCUGAUCAUGAUGCUAGUCCUAUUUGUUCAUUUCCUUCUCUGGCUGUACGUGAUGAAAUUGGGAAACUGGCAUUCACGUUUCUGAUGCGCUGCACUGUUGGAUCACUGGAGGCUGUUGAAGGUAAUUUUCCUGUGAGGAUUAUUGAAGUGAGCGAGGCAUCUGCUGAUGAAGUCAGGAACUUCAAGUUCUCUUGUUUACGGGAAGUCAGGAUGUUGAGUGCCAUGGUCACCAAAUAUCAUCCAAGUGGCUUGAGACAGCAAAUGGAAAUUCUGGACGCCGUAUAUUACAGUCUGCUAUAUUGAUGGAGUACAUAAUAGGAGGCUCGUUGAAGUGCUGUGUUGAGAAAUUAUCAAGUGCUGGUGAGAAGCAUGUUGCUCCUGACUUGGCACUAUCUAUUUCCAGAGAUGUGGCAUUUGCAUAAACUGAACUACAUUCCAGACACAUUAUUCAUCGUGUAAAAAGUGAGAAUAUUUUGAUCGAUCUUGAGAAGCAGCAGCCAGAUGGCACACCUAUAGUGAAGAUAUGUGAUUUUGAUAGGGGAAUUCCCUUCAUUCUUACUUGCAUCGCACAUGUUGGAAUAUCUCGACCUGAUAUUUAUGUUGGCACUCCUCGAUGGAUGGCUCCUGAGGUGUUCUGUGCAAUGCAUCAGCAGAACAUUUAUGAGGAAGUGGAUAGUUGGUCAUUUGGCUGCAUGCUUCUGGAAUUGUUGACAUUACAAGUCCCUUAUUCUGAGUUGCCAGAAUCUGAAAUCCAAAGGUUUCUGCAGAUGGGAGAACGACCCAAACUGACAGAUGAGCUGGAGACAUUGGCUCAAUCUGAGGCUGACCUUGAGACUGAAUCUGAAACCCUUCGAUUUCUUGCUGAACUUUACCAUCAGUGUACAGAAAAGAAUCCAUCCGAUCGUCCAUCAGCCAAGAACAUCUACAGUCUGUUGCUCGCCUGCGAAUGGUCAGUCAAAGGUUCAAGAAGCUCAGAACAAGAAUAGUGUUCCUUUUAACAUAGAUUCCAGAAUCUGGUAGGUUUAAAUUGAACAUUAGGUUAGCUUAGAUCCGUUGGGAGCAGUGUUGAGUUUUAAGCCCCGGACCACUCUAACCAUGUUAAACAUUUGAUUAGGUUCACAACCUCGCUAAUUAUUUUUAGUAAUUGGGAUGUAACAAAAAGAGGUCAAUUUUUCAUGUUCUAGUUAA